Molecule: messenger RNA, 5360 nt
Organism: Struthio camelus australis
Lineage: Eukaryota; Metazoa; Chordata; Aves; Struthioniformes; Struthionidae
Gene: GRIP1
Product: glutamate receptor interacting protein 1
Biological process (GO): neurotransmitter receptor transport, endosome to postsynaptic membrane
Molecular function (GO): protein binding
Source: RefSeq, a predicted model, not a curated record
UGUUUAAUAACUGCUUGAGAUGUAGAGAUUCACUUCUCACUACAAUAUUUUCCUCCUUUAUCUAUUUUCAUGUUGAAAUAUUCCAGCUAGUAGAUUUGAUAAAGCCCCCCCCCAUCCUUUUUAAAGGGAAAAAGAAUAUGCUUUCUAUUCAUAGCUGAGAUAAGGAAGGGUUUUUUUUUUUUUUUCAUGGUGCCGGAGUGGCUGGUCAAAAGGUGUAGCUCUGCCUGCGUGUUUGCUGUUAAUUUGUGCUCGGACAGCUGUCUGUGAAGCCAAGGGCGAAGGGGCUGCGAGUUGGUGCCGCUGCCGAGGAGAUGGAGCGCUUCUUGGGCUUUGUCAAGCAGAUAAGAAGAUCGAGAAGAAGAAAAGGCAAAAAGUACCGGCCAGAGGAGGAUUACCAUGAGGGUUAUGAGGAUGUUUAUUAUUAUGCCUCGGAGCAUUUUCGAAAUGAGAGUCCUUACACGAAAUCUGCAAACCAGGCAAGGCCACCUGACGGAGCACUGUCCCUGAGGAGACAGAGCAUUCCAGAGGAAUUCAAGGGCUCAACAAUAGUUGAAUUAAUGAAAAAAGAAGGCACCACCCUGGGGCUCACAGUUUCGGGUGGAAUUGACAAGGAUGGGAAGCCAAGAGUGUCGAACCUUCGCCAAGGAGGAAUUGCUGCUAGGAGUGACCAGCUGGAUGUAGGUGACUACAUCAAGUCUGUGAAUGGAAUCAACCUGACCAAAUUUCGCCAUGAUGAGAUCAUCAGCCUACUCAAGAACGUUGGCGAGAGGGUUGUUUUAGAAGUGGAGUAUGAGCUCCCUCCAGUCUCUGUACAAGGAUCAGGUGUCAUCUUUAGAACUGUGGAAGUUACUUUGCAUAAAGAGGGGAACACUUUCGGAUUUGUAAUAAGAGGUGGAGCACAUGAUGACAGAAAUAAAUCUCGUCCUGUUGUAAUAACAUGUGUUAGACCUGGAGGGCCUGCUGACAGAGAGGGCACAAUCAAACCCGGAGACAGGUUGCUGAGUGUUGAUGGGAUCCGACUCCUUGGAACAACACAUGCAGAAGCUAUGAGCAUUCUCAAACAAUGCGGACAGGAGGCAACUCUGCUGGUUGAAUAUGAUGUCUCAGUAAUGGAUUCAGUAGCAACAGCAUCUGGGCCACUGCUCGUUGAAGUUGCCAAGACUCCUGGUGCUGCUCUUGGGGUUGCACUAACUACCUCGAUGUGCUGCAACAAACAGGUCAUUGUCAUAGACAAAAUCAAAUCUGCCAGCAUUGCAGACAGAUGUGGUGCAUUACAUGUAGGAGACCAUAUUCUGUCUAUUGAUGGCACCAGCAUGGAGUACUGUACGUUGGCAGAAGCAACGCAGUUCUUGGCUAAUGCAGCGGAUAAUGUCAAACUUGAGAUCCUGCCUCACCACCAGACACGUCUAGCACUGAAGGGACCAGAACACGCAGCUUUGGUGUCUUCAUCCUUCUCUCCUACCUCCAUGAGUGCAUACAGCCUGAGUUCCCUGAACAUGGGGACCUUACCUCGCAGCCUCUACUCCACCAGCCCGCGCGGGACAAUGAUGAGGCGGAGGAUGAAAAAGAAGGACUUCAAAAGCUCCUUGUCUUUAGCCUCUAGCACUGUUGGUUUGGCUGGGCAGGUCGUCCACACAGAAACCACAGAAGUAGUGCUGACAGCUGACCCCAUUGUAGGGUUUGGGAUACAGCUCCAGGGUAGCGUGUUCGCUACAGAGACCUUGUCUUCUCCACCUCUCAUUUCCUAUAUUGAGUCUGACAGUCCGGCAGAAAGGUGUGGGGUCCUGCAAAUAGGAGACAGAAUAGUGGCAAUAAACGGUAUCCCGACAGAAGACAGCACGUUUGAUGAGGCCAAUCAGCUGCUCAGAGACUCCUCUAUCACCAACAAGGUCACUCUGGAAAUAGAGUUUGAUGUUGCAGAAUCAGUUAUACCAAGCAGUGGAACAUUUCAUGUAAAACUACCAAAGAAGCAUAACGUGGAACUUGGCAUCACCAUAAGUUCUCCAUCCAGUAGAAAACCAGGGGACCCUCUGGUUAUUUCUGAUAUCAAGAAAGGAAGUGUUGCUCACAGAACUGGGACACUAGAACUGGGUGAUAAGUUGCUUGCAAUAGAUAACAUUCGACUGGACAAUUGCUCAAUGGAGGAUGCUGUCCAGAUCCUUCAGCACUGUGAGGACCUUGUAAAGCUAAAGAUCCGCAAAGAUGAAGAUAAUUCUGAUGAACAGGAGAGCUCUGGAGCAAUUAUUUAUACUGUUGAGCUCAAGCGCUAUGGUGGGCCUCUUGGAAUUACGAUCUCUGGUACUGAAGAGCCCUUUGAUCCCAUCAUCAUUUCCAGCCUUACAAAAGGAGGAUUAGCUGAAAGAACUGGGGCAAUUCACAUAGGAGACAGAAUCCUAGCAAUAAAUAGCAGCAGCCUGAAAGGAAAACCUUUGAGUGAAGCCAUUCAUUUAUUACAGAUGGCAGGAGAAACUGUCACCUUGAAAAUCAAGAAGCAGACAGAUGCUACCAGUCCCAAGAAGUUUUCUGUCCCCGGUCACAUAAGUGAACUGAGCGAUGCUGAAGAUGAGACCUCUACUGCCCAGAAAUCUGGCAAACUCUCAGACAUCUAUUCCACUACAGUCCCAAGCGUUGACAGCGCAGUAGAGUCGUGGGAUGGCUCUGGUAUUGAUACCAGCUUUGGAAGUCAAGGAACCAGCUUUCAGGCUUCAGGAUACAACUUCAACACCUAUGAAUGGAGGAGUCCUAAACAGAGGGGCAGUUUGUCCCCUCCAAGUAGACCACGAAACCACCCAUUUCAUGACACAGGUUUGAGCGAUGAUGAAUGGGACCGAUCCACAGCAAGUGGCACAGCUUCUAAGAGUGUGUGGCAACAGAAAGAGACUGAAACACUGGGAGAGAAUCAAGAAAACCAUUCAAAGCAAACUUCCGUAGAAAGAUCAGGAGGAGAGAGCAUCAGGAGCGUCAAGAAAGAGGGCAAGCAGUGGAAAGGUGCCUCUGGCGGGCAAAGGAAAGGUGGGGGACAGCUGGAAGAGUGGAAUACUUCCAGCUUUGCAGGUACCCAUGAUAACACCGAGGCUGACCAGGAGGAAAAUUUCUGGUCUCAGGCUCUGGAGGAUUUAGAGACCUGUGGCCAGUCAGGAAUUCUGAGGGAACUAGAGGACAAGGCUGACAGGCGUCUGUGUUUGAGAAACAUGACUCUCUUGGCCACAAUUAUGUCAGGAAGUACAAUGAGUUUGAAUCAUGAAAACCCACAGCCUCGUAGCCAGCUGGGAAGACAAGCCAGCUUCCAGGAAAGAAGUACUGUAAGGCCACAUUACAGUCAAGCUACCCGUAGCAACACAUUGCCAUCAGAUGUGGGGAGAAAGUCCAUGGUUCUGAGAAAAAUUAAGCAAGAAAUGAAAGAAAUCAUGUCACCAACUCCUGUGGAGUUACACAAGGUAACUUUGUACAAGGACUCUGAUGGAGAGGAUUUUGGGUUCAGCGUCUCUGAUGGUUUAUUGGAAAAAGGAGUUUAUGUUAAAAACAUUCGUCCAGCUGGACCUGGGGAUCUGGGUGGUUUAAAACCAUAUGACAGACUUCUACAGGUGAACCAUGUUCGUACCAGAGACUUUGACUGUUGCCUAGUUGUGCCCCUCAUCGCAGAAUCUGGCAAUAAGCUGGAACUGGUUAUUAGCAGAAACCCACUGGCAACGCAGAAAGGAAGCUCAGAACAACAGACUUCAGCAAGUGGGGAAUGGAGCGAUCAAAACAAUGCCUUCCUUCAACAGACUGGACAUGCUGUUAAUACAGAGACACGGGAUCCUACAAAUACAUUAUAGCAGAAAAUCAUUUCAGUGGGACAUUUGGUAAUGAAAGACAAUUAUGGUGCUAAAUCCCUUUAAGACUCCUCUGAGACUGAGGCUCAGAUGUCAUAUGGCACUAAAAAGCACAGGAGGAUCAGUCUGUCCGUCUCAAGGCUUAUAUAAAUUCAUGCUCACAUUUGAAAGACUUUUAAUUCAUAGUUAAGUCAUUCCAUUCUAAGCAACCUACCAUUAGCAACAGUGAACAAAAAAACAUAAAGGCCUUUUUUUUACCCCCCAAAAAGAAAACAGGGAGACGUUUAAACAUGAUUUAGAUAUUCCUUCCCCUCAAACAGCUGCUGUGGUUUGAGGGGAAAGCAUGGAAUUAACCUCUCCUAACAGUGGUAUCUAGGUUAUAUUGUUUUUAAAAACAUUUUUUAACAGCCAAUGACUGGCUGAGAAUGAGUAAGAACGGCAUGCUGCACCUUGUUUUCUUGUAAAUUAGGUAGAACUGGAAUUUUGGGGAACAUUAUUCCACUGGCAGAAAGGGCAUACUCUUCAGAUAAAGCACUGUUUAGACAUUUUAACAAAAUUCACAUAGGAAGCUGCAGUAUGUGGUGAACAUUAUUCCUCAACUGUGGUAAAUUUUUAUUAGAACAUAUGUUAUUCCCUAUGCAAUGAAAUAUUUAAUGAUAUUAAAACCUAUAAGGUUUUUUUUUUUAAGCAGAGACUUUUUAGACAGUGGGAUAAGACAUCUGAAGAAGGAUUACUGACAAGAAUAAAACCGAAAUGAGUUUAGACAAAUUAGGUUUUAAAGAAAAUGGAUUUUUUAAACUAUAUCCAAGAUUGAUAUGAAAGCUCUUUAAUGAUCCAUAAAACUCUAAACUUGUAGUGUUACAUAGGAGCUCUCUUUAUAAGUCAAACAGUUUCUUGAGGGGACUAAAGUCCAUUUAAAUAAGCUUUGUUUUCAGCCUUCUUUAUGAUAAACGUAGCCCCUGCAACACGUUUUUAGAAUUUAAAAUUGUAAAUACAUUUUACAAACACAUCACAUGAAUUCUCUCCUCCCCCCACCCCAAAGCAAUAAAAUACUGCCAGUUGCUUUAUAAGCUCACCAGCACCUGCUUUGGUUUAUUCCAGUAUUCACGUUGUCAUGGUAAUUAUUGUUAUUGGUGAAUAUAAAGAUACUGGAUUUGUACAUUUGUAGAGUCUCCAUAUCCAAGCAAUCACCUUACAGAGUUUUCCGGUCAAUUUAAACUGUCUAACUGUAUCCCUAUUGCUAUUUCCCGUACAUGAGCAAGCUCACCUGCCCUGCACAUACAAGUACAUCUGAUUUCUAUUUCAGCACUGCCAGAAAUGACAUCCAAUGCUGAAUCAUGUAAAAAUAAUGUUCAUGAGUCACUUAAAUAAGUAUUUUUAUUUGUAACAAAUAAGUAUUAAACUGUAAAGUAUUUUUGUACAAAUUUAAUACUUUAAUAGCAUGAUAUUUAUCGUCUAUGUAUGUUUUUUGAAAUUCAAACUGUUGCAAAUAUUUGUAUGGAAAAACUGUAUAAAUUGAAAUAAACAGUGAUUUAAAGACAUUAA